CACACAAGUACUAAUGAUUCAUGAACAAAAAUUGACCAUUUAUGAUUGAACAUUGAAAUACGCAAUAUUUUAAUCGUUGAUAUAAAUUUUAUAAUAGACAUUAAAAUUAAAGAUUUCUUGAUUCUUCAGUUUUCAAUGUAUGUAUGGUAUUGUUGGACGUACUGCCGCAUUAUUAUUAGACUACUUUUGUUUGUAGUAUAGAAUAGUUGACUAAUGAUUAGUUUAGAAAUUUGAAAGUAUUUUAUAUUCAUUAAUUCUUUAAAUAUAAUAAUGGCAGAGUCGCGAGGUAUGUUAAAAUAUUUAUUAUGAUAAAUUAGAUGGUAUAUUGUAUGAAUUAUGGCUUUUGUGCCUGAAAAAAGAAAAGGCAAAAUAUUGAAAAACUUUACAUAGAUUUGUUUGUUUGUAUACUGUCCUAGAAUAACAUCCAUUCGUCGGGUAUUCGAUAAUCCUACUUUCUGACCAAUUGUCAUGAACACUCGUGGUUUUUGUUUUUUAAAUAUUUUGUUAUGAAUUUAUACAUUUUUUGGCUUUGAAAAGUAACUUUUAUAGGGUUGAACACUGGAUGGUGGGACAAUAAACACUAGAGUAUCUUUUUUAAGUACAAUAUGAUUAAAUUACAUAGUAGUAGUUUGUGGACUGCAGUAAAAUUUGUAUUCAAUAUAUGUUUUGUUUCUUUUUAGGUGGUUGUCAUUUUGAAUUUUCUUCUGAAAAAAAUUGGGGCAUAGAAAAUGAUGAUUGUAAAAUAUUUGAUUCAAUUGAUAUUACACAUUUAGCUGACAGUAUAGCUAGUGUGCCAUUUAAUUUACGGCAUAAUAUUCCUAUUGAAUUAUUCACUGUAAUAUGCUAAAUACAUAGAAAUACAUUUUAUUUAUUUCUCUACUAAUACUAAUUAAUUAAAAUUUAGGUAGAACAAUUAGAAGAAUUUGAAGUAGAAGCUUCUCUUGCUUUGAGUCGACAUACAUGUAAGUAAAUACAAAUCUUACUUUUAAAUAUAAUUUUAAUAUCCAAAAAGUAACAUGUUACUCCUACAUUUGUUGUAUUAUAGUUCAAUGUAAUUCAAAAUUAAAAAAUAAAACUGAAGUAAGAACCUCUAUCAAGUGCAGCCAAAAGCCAGAAACAGAUAAACUAAUGAAAUUAAUUCUAAACAAUUUUUCCAGUUCAGGUGAUAUAUUAAAUUUUUAUAUAAGGUUGAAUAUUGAAUAUUUUUUUCACAUAAUCCAAUAUUCUAUUAUUGAAAAGUGUUUAUGUAUUAAAUAAGUUAGUUAAAAAACUAUUUAUUAUCGAUGUUAAUCAGUAUAAUAAAUCGGUACUUUUGUGUUAUCUCAACUACCCAAAUAUUUCCAAGACUACCUGUUAGAAUCAUCGAGGUUAUCUCGACUACCUCUGUAUCUAUUUAUAAAUAUAUAUUCCCGCUGUAAUCUCUAUCAUUGUAAUAUACAAUUAUAUUAAUUUUGUCAGUCAGUUGACAGUCGUCCUAUUGUCUAUAGUAUAGUUGUCAGUUAUUAUUACUAUACAGUACCUACACGCUUCGUAUAACCAACAUUAAUUUUUUUAAUUCGCCAUUGUCAGAGAAAAAAACUGUAGAAAAUUAUUUACUAAAUGUUUUUUUAUUUUAUUUUUGUUUUACAUUUUAAGAUAUUAACUAAAUUUUAAUUUAAUGUCAACGAUAUAAUAUAAAUAUAUAAUCUUUUUAUUAUUUAAUAAAUUCCAGUAGUAGUCGAGAUAACACAGAUUAUCAUUAUAGGUAGUCUUGGAAAUAUUUCAGUAGUUGAGAUCACCCGGAAGUAUCAAUAAAUUUUACCUCUAAAUCUUGAGUUAAUACAAUUUCUACUACAAAUCAUUGGCAUUAUUUUAUUUAGGUACAUUUUUACUGAUGUUUUCUUAAAUCUACUUAUUAUUAUUUUUAUAAUUUGUGUAACUAUAGUACCAUAUUAUAAUAUUGUUAAAAAUAAUCAACAAAAUUCAUGAAAAUACCAUAAUUAAUUAAGAACUGGUAUUAUGGUUCACGAUUAUUUAACAAUUUUGAUGUCAAAUUAAUAUAAUUUUGAAUUUUGUAGAAGAAAGUAAUAUUACUUCUGAUGGUCAACUGGAUGCAAUAUUGGGAAAUAUGAAACCAUUGAUUAAUAUAUUACAAGAUGAAACAAAUGAAGUUAAUAGUAUAGGUAUAUAUACACUUACACAGUAAUAAUUUAAAUAUAAUUAUACUUGAAGUUAAGUUAACUUAACUUUAAAUUAACUUAAAAUUUAAGUUCAAAAGCUUGUUUUCUUGUAAUUUAAUGUAUCUAUUAUAUAUAUAUAUAUAUAUAUAUUUUAUAGGCUCUAGAAAAACUGAUUCUAAAAUAGUUGAAAAUCAAAUGUCAACCAUUAAAAUUGAUUCAGAAUUAGAAACAACAAAUGAUUCAGCUCAUUGGCUUGAUUCCAUGUUAGAUAGUGACGAAUAACAUUCAAAAUUUAUAUCUCAUUGUUGAUUGUAGUUAAGUAAAAAUAUUAUUUAAAUUGUAUUAUUAAAUUAUACAAUUAAUAAAAUCAAUAAAAAUGUCAUCAUUAUAUAACUUUUUUAGUAUUUUAAAAAUUAAUUAAAAUAUACAUUACAAUAAUAAAUCUAUUAAUAUUAUAUUUUUUUAUAAAAUUAAAUACUAGUUUAAAAAGAUACAAAUCUCUGUCACAU
This is a messenger RNA of Cinara cedri, 2668 nucleotides long. NCBI's taxonomy places the organism in Eukaryota, Metazoa, Arthropoda, Insecta, Hemiptera, Aphididae. The record is from the annotation of a GenBank genome assembly.